GCGUUACAAUAAUUUCCGAAUGUAUUUGAACGCAUCAUUUAGAGCGUAGUAGCUGGAAGCCCGUGUGUUAGCUGUUCGUGUUCCUUCUGGAUUUAACCAUAAAAAUACUGCAACCGUGUUAUUUUACGUUAAACAUUAACCCGACAUUUCUCAGCCAAGAUGACCUCGAAACUUAAAGCUGGCAAAACUGGCUCAAAGAAUAAGGAGGAUGCUCCUUAUGAGUUGGAAAACCAGUUUGUCCUGCGGCUACCAGUGGAGUACGCCUCAACAGUACGAAGGAUUGCUCAGUCAAGCAGCAUGAACAUGAAAGACAGACUUACUAUUGAACUGCACCCUGAUGGACGCCAUGGCAUUGUCAGAGUGGACCGUGUACCUUUGGCCUGUAAACUCGUGGACCUACCUUGUAUGAUUGAGUCUCUCAAAACUGUGGACAAGAAAACAUUUUACAAGACUGCUGAUGUCUGUCAGAUGCUCGUGUGUACACCAGAUGGAGACCUCUACCCUCCUUUGGAGGAGCCAACUGGCACUGACCCUAAAAGCAAAAAGAAGGACAAAGAUAAGGAUAAGAAAUUUGUUUGGAACCAUGGCAUCACCUGUCCCCUGAAGAACACACGGAAGAGACGAUUUCGGAAGACUGCCAAGAAGAAGUACAUUGAAUCUCCUGAUGUGGAAAAGGAGGUUAAGAGAUUGCUGAGCACAGAUGCAGAGGCUGUCAGUGUUCGAUGGGAAAUAAUAGCUGAAGAUGAGUCCAAGGAUGCAGACCAACAUGGCUCACUCGGCAAUCUGGACUCAUCGCCUGGUACGUCUGGACUCAAGAUGAGUCACGGCUCCUCUGUCCAGCGCGAUGAAUUGAGGGAGAUCUUCAACGACAUCAGCAGCUCCAGCGAGGAUGAGGAGGACGAAGGGGACCGGCACGAGGACGAGGACCUGAACAUCAUGGACACAGAGGAUGAUCUCGUGCGACAGCUGCAAGACAAACUCAACGAGUCUGACUCUGCGCAGAUGGAGUCGGAUGGAAACAACCAGAUUGUCAUGGAGUAUCAGGUGCAGAUCAGCAGCAUCAAGGCCAAGCUCCAGGAAACACGCGCCCGCAAGAAACAGCAGGAGGAGCUCAUCAUGAAAGUGGAAAACCAGGCCCUUAAAAACCGUUUCCAAGCUUUGUUGGACGAGAUCAUUCAGCAGGAGGAGCAGGAGAUGGAGCAGCUGGCCUCCCUGCAGGAGCAGCUGGACUCGCUCAUCGAGAAGUGACCGCCAGGGGGCAGCCUCACGUCACCUACAGCCACACGGAGCGUCCGUUUCUCAUUCGCCUUUGUCAUUGUUUUUACUGCACACUUGAAGUCUGAGAUUGUGAUUUAGUGAACUGAAAAAAUAAAAUUGUUUUUGGAACUAUUAAA
Molecule: messenger RNA, 1394 nt
Organism: Synchiropus splendidus (mandarinfish)
Lineage: Eukaryota; Metazoa; Chordata; Actinopteri; Syngnathiformes; Callionymidae
Gene: taf7
Product: TAF7 RNA polymerase II, TATA box binding protein (TBP)-associated factor
Exons: 12
Coding region: 160-1248 (362 amino acids)
Biological process (GO): transcription initiation at RNA polymerase II promoter; RNA polymerase II preinitiation complex assembly
Cellular component (GO): transcription factor TFIID complex
Molecular function (GO): RNA polymerase II general transcription initiation factor activity
Source: RefSeq, a predicted model, not a curated record